AUGCCGACACUUGGAACUGCUUACACAUUUGCAGAUGACCAGAUUUUCGAAUACCCGUGUAGAAACAUACCUGGUUUCCAGAACAGACAGCUCCGUUUCUGUGAACAAAACGAGGAGUUUGUCCCGACCGUCGCUGAGGGCGCCAACAAGGGUAUCGUGGAGUGUCAGUUUCAGUUCAAAGGACGCCGAUGGAAUUGUACAACAAUUGACGGAGACGAGUCUGUGUUCGGAAAAGUUUUACAAAGAGGUUCGAGAGAGAAGGCUUUCGUGAAUGCCAUAUUUUCCGCAGGUGUAGCGUACUCUGUCAGCAGAGCGUGUUCCAGGGGCGACUACCUUGGAUGCAGCUGUGACACACGGCACCAGGGCCCGACUGAUCAACCCCACCAGAUAGUUGCAAACAGCACGUGGCGAUGGGGAGGGUGCAGCGAAGAUGUUGACUUCGGUAUCGACUUUAGCCGAAAGUUCACCAGCUCCAAAGAGCUCAGGAACAGGGCCAGUGUCAUCAUGGAUAAACACAAUGACGAGGCUGGACGCAAGGCAGUAUCAGACAGUCUCGAGUUGAAGUGCAAAUGUCACGGUAUAUCGGGAAGCUGCGAGCUCCAGUCCUGCUGGUGGCAGAUGAUCCCGUUCCGUAAACUCGGCCUGUUGAUGAAAGAUAAGUACGACAGCGCUGCCGAGAUGCGGAUCGUCCGUCAGUCCGAGGCACGGGGCCGCAUCGAGACCCUGCAGCCCAAAUCACUCCUCUAUAAACCGCCGACCAAGGCUGACCUGGUGUACUACGAGAGCUCACCGGACUACUGCGAGUUCAACCCCGAGCUUGGCUCUCUCGGCACGGUGGGUCGCCAGUGCAACAAGACAUCCAACGCGAUCGACGGGUGCCAGCUCAUGUGCUGCGGCAGAGGGUACAACACCAUCGUGCACCAGGUAACGGAGCGUUGCAAUUGCCAGUUCGUCUGGUGCUGCAAGGUCCUGUGCGACAAUUGCGAAAGGAGUUAUGAGAUUCACACGUGUAAAUAAAACAAUUGAAAAUAGGAUACUGGGUUCCUUUUUUUAUUAUCCCUUUUUUUGUUUUACCUCUUUCAAACAUUGUCAUUGCCGUGUUGACCUGGGAAUUGAUUUUUGACUACCGUUGGUUACAAUGGUAACAAUGAAGAACUCAACUUUUAACUGAUAAACGCCAUAUUCAAAUCCCUUUUCUGACCUUUUAGGACUAUUUUGGCAAAGUUUCGGCUUUAAUUUGCCAUUUCGAGGACUCUUUUUAGAUUAAUCGCACACAAGUUUCGUAGAGGAACAAUGACUCAAUGAACUCGCUGGUCUAAUCUGACAUAGCGAGCGGCUUUAACUAUAGGCAGAAGGUGUCACUAAAAUAAUGCAUUGCAAGCAGACAGUUGUGGGCCAGUUACUAGUAACUUUAACAUCAUGCUGCCCGAUUCGCCACAAAAGCGACACAACAUUUGUGUUGACCCUUUCGGUAUCUACCUAUACAAUUUGAACUAUACUUUAGGUGCCCGAUGCAUUGAUAUAAUGAUAAUAUUCCCUCAUAUAAAAAGAGAACCCAGAGAAUGCAAUGUGUGUAGUUAUCUGUACGUAUCAUGCUUUGAAGCAUUUCGUGCACGCUGCCAUUUUGGCUGUAUGGCAAUUUACAGCUCUCCCAUUGGUUGAUGUGUGUCACUUUGACCAUACGUCACAUUAAGUUGAUACCUUAUCACUGACAAAGAGGGCGCACUAAGUAUUCUCCGUGUUCUUUUUUACUAUGAUUUUCAAUAAACAAAUUAUACUAAAACGUCCCUUCAUACAAUGAACUUUUUUUAAAAGCUGUAUGGCAAAGUAUUAAAUAUAACGAUCGAAUGUGUAGAUAUUGUUAAUGACUCUGUAUAUACUAUUUUUAAUUGUAAGCAGUUCGCUUCUCGUUUUUUUUGUAUUGACGGGCGGCCAUCUUUAGUCUGGCGUCCUAAACGCAUGGUAUGGAUUAUUAAUGGUAUGAUGGAACAUCAAGUUUGGGUACCAUAAUUUAGUAAAAGAAUAAUGAGUGUGUAAUUAAAAACAUUUAGAGAAUGUUACCUUUAAAAAACUACUUGAAUAUGUGUAUUUUAACCGAUAAAGGCGUCGUAGCUCUGUAAAAAUGUAGCAUUGUAUACUGUACAAAAACACAGCUCAAAAGUCGGCAUAUGGUUUGACAAGUUUAACAAAAUCAUUUGCUGCGAUCGUUAAAAUGUAUUAUGAUGACUAUUUAUUGAGUAUUAUUGAAAUUAUAAUUUUGAAAAAGAAGAAGUUAGCACCCACUUUAAUAUGGUACUUUACAGCAUUAAACACAGUCUCACUUGAAAAUAAACAAAUUCCGUAGUCUGAAAUUUGGAUGAAGUGCCUUGCAAUACCGUAGGCCCCUUUUUCGUGUUACCACCAUUUUGGUUUACUCUGUUUAAAUGUGUAACCAACCUGAUGCUGGAAGGGGAUAGUCUGGUCCUUUUUCAUAAAAUUAAUGCAUAGUGUACCAACUAACUCCUCACUGUUGAUACAGACAUCCUAGCAAAGAGGGCCGGAAUGUUAUAAAUAUUGUCUGUUUCAUCUACCAAUAUGAUUUAUGAAUGGAUACAAUUUUAUGCAAAUUAGCAAAUUUGCAUGCAAAACAAUUUACAUAUAAGGCCUAUGUAUACGAAUAAGUCCACAUUCAGCUGCAUAUUAAAUACACUCUUAGGGCCUAUAUAAUGCGUUUCGUAGACUCCAUAGUAAAACGGUGCUGUAUAGUAAUUACUGAUUUAAUAACGUUGAGUUUUUGACUGCUCUUUUCAGAGCCAUUGCAUUGUGGCUUGUGUUCUCACCGUGACAUUUCAAACAUUGUUGAGUUGAGACAAUUCUAAAACCUUCUUGAUCUACACCAACGAUACGAAGGGUCUUGUUUUCAGUUUGUUUCUGACAACACUUCGUUUUCCAUAAUGGUGUAAAAUCGAAAUAACCAACACUUCAAAAUAUACUUCACUUAAAAGAUAUUUUUUUUUGAGAUGUACAAAUUUAUCUGAACAUUUCUCAUAUAUUAAAAUUAAUAACCAUAUCCUGUUUUAAGGCGAAGUGGUUGAUACGAGUUAUGAUUUAUAUACUGAAAUUGCUGUUAUUAAUUUAGCAUGUACGUGUACAUUGUGCCUGAACCGCAUUAAUGUACCUUUUUAUAUCAUAGUAUAAUGCAUUGCAUUCGGUGCAGUGUAUUUCAUGUAUUUAUAUAAAUAAGGCUUUUUUUGCAUCUACUUUUACGACGAAAUAAACAAAAUAUUUCUUAUAAAAUGCAAA
Molecule: messenger RNA, 3282 nt
Organism: Asterias rubens (European starfish)
Lineage: Eukaryota; Metazoa; Echinodermata; Asteroidea; Forcipulatida; Asteriidae
Product: proto-oncogene Wnt-3-like
Exons: 5
Coding region: 1-1017 (338 amino acids)
Biological process (GO): cell fate commitment; canonical Wnt signaling pathway; neuron differentiation
Cellular component (GO): extracellular region
Molecular function (GO): frizzled binding; cytokine activity
Source: RefSeq, a predicted model, not a curated record